Molecule: messenger RNA, 3712 nt
Organism: Clupea harengus (Atlantic herring)
Lineage: Eukaryota; Metazoa; Chordata; Actinopteri; Clupeiformes; Clupeidae
Product: major facilitator superfamily domain-containing protein 8-like
Biological process (GO): transmembrane transport
Molecular function (GO): transmembrane transporter activity
Source: RefSeq, a predicted model, not a curated record
UUUUCCUCCUUAUACGUGAACCUGAGAUGUGAUUUGGUGGCACUGCAAACCUGUUAUUACUCUAUCAUUUUAUGCUAGUGCAGGCUGGAGAUGUGCAGAAAACAUUGCAGUUAUGUGACCUGUAAUGCUUGCCUGUUGAAUGUAUCCCAACAAUGAUUUAUUAAAUACACACUAUAAUUGAUUCCGUCAAUUGUCUUUUUCAUUUUAAUGAAACGUAAAGAGGAAUUUCAGUAACAAUAAGGAACACAAUUCCACGAGAUCUCCGUUUGUCACGUCAAUUGCAAACUGCAAUGUAGCUUGACAGCCGUCUUUUCCAACUCCUCCCCGACUGAGACUGGCUGACCGGGUUGUCUGUCUAUUCAGUUGUAGUCAGCCGAAGUCGAAAACGAACGCAGAGUGUAUCACUUAUGAAAACGCCGCAUUCGACAGGGACCCAGAGCCGCUCCUGAAGAACAUCACGACGAUAUAUAAUCGGAUUUGUGAAGCAACUGCGUAGGCAACGUGGCGGACAGUCGGAGCUCGCGUUGGCAGUGUUUUGCAAGCGUGUGGAAGGAAGCAGCGUCUCCGGGGUUGAAAUGACGCCACUCUCGGUCUUCACUUUUUAACCAGCUAAGGAUUUUUUUUUAAAUAUCUCGGAGAGAGGUUUUGUUUUGUGCGUUUCCUAGGUAGCACAGUGGUCUAGAGUUUAGCUUAUGUCUGUCAGUCGAUCUCAAGGCUAGACUGCAAAGGGUCUCAUAGUGUUUACAUGAAUGAAUUUAUGUUUCCAAAAGACUGGGGUAUUCCACAGAUUUUAACCUCCACUGCGCUGUGUAGGCUAGAACGGGCGAGAGUACACCCCCUGCUGUAGACUUCUGCCACAACCGGGCACUAAUUGGGCGCAAUGUCCCACGAAUUAAGAAAUAUCCGUCCAUCCAGAUUCCAAAAGGAGCACAGUUGAAAUGGCGAUUAUUGUUCGAAACUAUCGUUGAAUACAAACUAAAAUAACGCCAAGACUUCCAGUAAAUAACAAGAUGGACUAUCGGCGAAAGAAGAAACUCACAUAUUUUACAAUUGGAUUAAUCUUCCUCUUCAGUGGAAUUGAAUACGCGGUGAUCUUGCCCACCAUAUGGAGAUACCUUCAGACCAUGGGGGCAGAGCCCUACUUCCUGGGCCUGAGCCUGUCGGCCUUCAGCCUCAGUGGUCUUCUCUCCGGGCCGCUCUUCGGCUUCUGGUCGGACCGGAGUCACACCACCAAGAAGAUCAUUCUUUUCGCCAACCUGUUUGAGGUUGUUGGUAAUUUCAUGUACUUUAUGGGUUAUUCCAAAUGGUUACUGCUGGCCAGUCGUCUGAUUGCAGGGAUUGGAACGGGUGCCGGCUCGUCCAUCUUUGGCUUCCUGACGCGGAGCACGGCGCCAGAGGACCGCUCCACCGUGUUCGCCGCCGUCAUGGCAUGCCGACAGGCCGGACUGCUCAUUGGUCCAGCCUUCAACCUCUUCCUCAGGCUCUUUGACUUUCAGCUGGGUCCUUUCACGGUCAAUAAGUACACAUCGCCAGGGAUUUUCAUGUGCUUCAUGUGGAUCCUGCUCCAAUUUGCCGUGAUGCUGAUGUACUGGGACAUCCCCCCUCAGGACCUGACCAAUCACAGGGAGGCGAGUGCCGUGGUGGUGGAGGAGGAGGUAAACGAUGAUGAUGAUGGAGAGGAGGGUGAAGAUGAGGAGGGGAAGCCGCUGGUGGGGACCCAGGAGUCUCUGGGCUCUUACGGAACCCUUCCCAACGAGCCUGUGAGGGCGGUGGCCAACGGCAAAACUCCUCACGAGCAUCGCCCAGACUCCCCCGAGCCACAGCCGGAGAAAGGCAGCCCACUCAAGCUCCUGAGCGCCAGCAAAGAGUUCCUGAAGGAGGAGGUGGUGGUAUUACUGACUGCUCAGUUCAUCACGCUUUUCAACCAGACCGCACUUGAGACGAUGGUGACCCCUCUGACCCAGAAGUACUUCGGCUUUGGCGAGCUGGAGAACAGCAUCAUGUACUGUGUGUGUGGUGUGGUGGUGAUCCUGGGCUUCCUCUUCGUGCGCUGGCUCAGCAAGAGGGUGGAGGAGAGGGUGGUGCUCGCCGUGGGCCUCAUCGUCUGCAACAUAUCCUGCAUCUGGUGCCUCAUAUUUCUGGCCAACCCUGCAGGUAGCCUCCCGUGGCAGCUGACGGAGUUUAUUGUUGGAGUGUUCCUGCAGGUGCUUGGCCUUCCCUUUGUGGCGGUGUCCCAGGUGUCUCUCUUCUCCAAGGUCACUUCAGAAAAGACUCAAGGGUUUAGCCAAGGGGUGCGGCGCUCCGUGGGGGGGCUGGCCACCAUCCUGGGGCCCCUCUGGGCGGGGGGGCUGACCAACAACCUGUAUGUGAUGCUGGGGAUGAUGAUGGCUCUGCUGGUCCUACUCACAAUCAUGAUGUUUAUUUCGUAUGAGAAGCUGGUGGAGCCUCCUGUGGUUGAACACGCCGACAGCUACGAGGACUGAGCUGCUCGCAGGGUUUACAGGAAGUAUGAAGGGUUGUAGUAGUCGUGAGUCUAAGGUCUGUUUGGUCUUAAGGCUUUAGGAUCAGAAUGUGACGGGCUCACAGGUACUGGACCGCUCACACCUCAUCACCUGACCCUCACAGCUUCACCUCAGUGGACCGGGUCGACUGGACUUCACCUCAGCGGACCGGGCCGGCUGGACUUCUGCUAUGUUUCCUGUGGAAAUAAUGGGGGGAGGGCGGACGCCAUGUGUGAGCCAAAGAAAAGACUGCAAAGUGUGCAGUCAGUAGAAGCUGGAAUAUUUAUUCAUAUUUAUUCAGGCGUCGAUGUGAGGCACGUAUCCAGGGAAAUGCAACAGCUAAUGGUCCACGUUGUUGAAUAGCUUUUUUCAAACCCGCAAUACCCUUUGUUGACACGAGGGUGCUGACCUCCUGUGUGAUGUCCCACCUUGUAUACCACCUGUCUUCCUGUGUUACAAACCACUGCAACCACUGAGUGUAUUUUGGUUUAUUGCACUAACUGUUUUGACUCACUGCUUAUUAGUUUCAUGUGUCAGAAGAUGUUUAAAAAUGUCAAAAGGUAAAAAAGUGUCAUAUUUUUACUAGUUUUAGCUGAAUUUGGAUAUAUUCCAAAGUUAUUUAAGUUAUUUUAAUUUUUUAACAACACUGGAAUUGCAUUUUUGCUUAAGUGCUUAAUCAAUGGUUAUAUAUUUUGGAAUACUUGUUUAUUUAUUUGUAACUCCAUGACGUAUGCUGCGUAUUUAGUCGGUAAAACAUGUUUGUUCUACAAAGCAAUACAUCCCAAACAUAUUCUCAUCAAACAUAAUAAAAAACACGUUAUUGGUCCCGUGUUGCUUUUUCAGCUGCACUUUCACAAACAAAGUUUCUGUUUUGUUUGUUUUUGUUUCUGCAACUUAAUGUGGUAAACUGGUGUGUUGUCAUGCAACUUGCUUUUUUAAAUACUACUACUUUAAAAAAAAAAAUGAAUACACUAAAUACAAAAGCUGUGGAAUGUUCCAGCAUUCAAAUGCUGCUAUCUCAGCAAUGUGCAGAGGGAAUAAUUAAAGUUUUAUUAGGUAAUGUCACAAACCUUUUAUUUUUUUCCUUAAAAUGUCUGCUUUUUUCUAUUAUUUAAAUAACAUGUUUCCUGGAAAGACACAUUUUACAGAAAUAUAAAAUGGAUACUUGUAUUUAAUGUUUUGUAAAUACAAGAAUAAAGAAUAACAGUUUA